GAGUAAUUUCGUGUCAGGACCUUGGGUGCAGUGUUUAUUUUGAUUGUUGAAGUUUUGUACUUUUCCUACCCGUUUAUCGCAUAGAAAUAUUUUUUACCGUAGGUGUACGAAGAUCAAGUCAAAACAACACGCAAUGUCAAAUGGUGAAAAUGUUUAAAUUUAAAAGAAGGUUUACUCAAUCAUGGAAUGACUUGUAUUGGUGCGGCUACGCGUAAAAGAGUUCUCUGCAUAUCGUCCCCAACACUUACAGUAACGGAGGAAAUAAAACCGUUUUCUUCGUGUGUAACGCCGGCAGGUGAUAACGAAAGUAUUGCAUGCAUAUUGAAUAAACCGUGAAUUGAGGUCUGACAUAAGAUAACCUUGUAUUAAUUAAAAUAUUUUAUUUAUUAUAUAACCACCAUUUUUUUAUGAUCUUCUUUGAACUGGCAAAAUUAACUUCAUAAUCACGAUUUUAUGGAAACCUUCCAAAAGCGAUACUUCCAACACAGCCUUAAAGCAGCAUGAAAACUUUGUGUGAUGAUGCGCCAGCUGUCAAUUUCUAUAAUAAAUACAAAAUUAGACAAUGAAUUGUUUACAAUUAAUAACCUAUUCGCAAAUGACACACAGAAUGAAAAAAAAAAUAAAUGUUUUGAUUUGAAAGUUGCAAUCGUUCAGUUGGUCUUCAGAAGGAGUUUAGACCUAGAUAACUACUUUGCAAACUUGGCCAAACGUUAGGUCUAUGUGUACGAGAAAUUAGAAAUUUUAUCAUCGGAUUUCAGUUCCCUAUGCUUGUUUGUCUAGAUCUGUCUAUCUGACCGGAUAAAUUACGCACGUGCUCAACAGGAAAAUUUUUCUUGAACCAAAAUGAGUGACUCAUUAUCCGGUUUUGUUUUUUCAAUGAAAUUUAUUAACAUUCACAUUUAAGGCAGACUUGUCACUUGUGAUCACACUCGAUUCGAAAAGGACGAUAAGCUAUUCCAUUGAUGCGAUGAAUUUUGUUUCCUUGAGUUUUCUUUCCAGUUUGCUGUUCUUAGCCUUCUUUGUGACGAAUCAAGUUUCGGCAAAGCCUGGGAACAGUAAAACUAAACCUAUCAAGACAAAGAAAUGUAACAACAUUUAUUUCUACGAGGCACCAAACAAGAAGAUGGAAACUAUGUUAAAGGAUAUAAAGAAACAGCUCGCCCACAUGCAAACUGACAUCAACAUUCUCAAAGGAAAACAGGACCCGAAAGCUAAGAGGAACUGUGCUGAGCUUUACAAAUCUGGUCAAAAAGUCAGCGGAGUUUACGCCAUCGAUCCUGAUGGUUCAGGUGCCUUCAAUGUCUUCUGUGACCAAACCACAGCCGGUGGAGGAUGGACAGUCUUCCAAAAGAGAUUGGAUGGCUCUGUUAAUUUCUAUCGCGGCUGGGCUGACUACAAGAAUGGCUUUGGUAACCUGAAUGGCGAGUUUUGGCUGGGGCUCGAUAAGGUAAACCGCCUGACAAGAACAAAGAACAAGCUUCGAGUCGAUCUGGAAGAUACUACAGGUAAAAACGCUUAUGCCGAAUACGACCUGUUUGCAGUGACAAGUGAAAAAGCUAAGUACCAGUUGAGUCUUGGAACCUACUCAGGUACUGCAGGUGAUUCCCUCUCUGGGCAUCGUGGUUCUCCCUUCACAACCAAAGAUCAGGACAAUGACAUCUCGAGCAGUAACUGUGCUGUGAACUUCAAAGGAGCUUGGUGGUACACAAAUUGUCAUGUAUCAAACUUGAAUGGUGUUUAUCAUCAUGGGAAGCACUCUUCAUAUGCUGAUGGAGUCAAUUGGUAUUCUUGGAAAGGAUAUCGUUACUCCGCCAAGAGAGCUGAGAUGAAAAUCAGACCAGUAAAGUUUUAGUACUCACUGUCACUUGUCUUGAGUACUAAACUGAACCAAGACAAAAUAAGAGUUAAAAGAGAAAUGUCAAGCUUCUUUAGAGCUAUUAAAGAGUUCAAAAGGUC
This is a messenger RNA of Pocillopora verrucosa, 1956 nucleotides long. The record is from RefSeq and is a predicted model, not a curated record. Lineage: Eukaryota; Metazoa; Cnidaria; Anthozoa; Scleractinia; Pocilloporidae.